CUUGGCUCUGUCGUCAACUGUCCUCUGCCCGGGGACGCCUGGCACAGGCGCCACCGGUCCCUCACCAGGCGGGUCCUGCCGCGCUCAGCCCUCGCGGGUGGGUCGGGGCCCGGGGCGGGCCGGGGCUGCGGCCGGUGGCACACCGUCCCGGCGGCGCCGUUUCCGGGAGGCGGCGGGGCCGCGGGCAGGUGAAGGAGGCGGUGGCCGCGGCGCUGCCCCUCAGCGUGGUGGCUGCCGCCGGGGCCGCUAUGAGGCUGCUCUUGCUGGCGUGCCUGCGGGCACAGACCGGCAACGCGACCACCGCGGCCAGGAUACGGAAUCAUCUAUGUGCUGCAGGUCAUGUCUGUGUUCUUAAAGAUGCUUUCAUGUAUGAAAGUCCAACAGAAAUAGCAAAUCUAACCAUCACAGACAAGUUUGAUGCAGCCCUGGCCAUUCAUCUUUAUAAAGGAGGCAGACUUCUGCAAGAUAGCAGAAUUCCUUUUGGAAUCAUCUUUGGGGGGACAGAUGUAAAUGAAGAUAUCAAAUGUGAAGAGAAACAUCGGAUAAUGGGAGCAGUGUUAAGAGAAGCCAGGUUUGCAGUAGCUUUCACGAUGGAAAUGAAGGAACUGGCAGCAGCAGAGUGGCCGGAUGCUAGGAAGAAAAUAUAUGUCCAAACUCAAGGAAUUAAGACUACACCCAAUGAAACAUUUGACUGGUAUAGAUUUCUACAAAAUGCAGCAGGAGUGCUAGCAAGGCUUGAGAAAGCAACAGACAUUCCUACAGAUACAGGCAGUUUACAUAUGUUUCUUUUGAUAUGCGGACUUCGAAGAGUCAAAGACCCUCUGCAUUUAGUAGAUGUAUUUUCAGAUUGGCACAGAAAGGAUCCCAGUGUCCACCUGGGCAUAAUUGGACCUGCAGUUGAUCCACUUUUUACAAAUGAAGUUAAGGAAAAAGUUAAAAGGGCACCUGGAGUAUAUUUAUUACAGGAGAUGCCACAAGAUGAUCUUCAUGCUGCUAUGAAAAGGUGCUUUGCUGUGGUGAACAGCUCCAUUUCAGAGGGGAUGUCUGCUGCUAUUCUGGAGGCAAUGGAUUUAGAUAUUCCAGUGCUGGCAAGGAACAUUCCUGGGAAUGCAGCAAUAAUAAAACAUAAGGAAACAGGACUGCUAUUUUCAAAUCCCCAGGAGUUUGUUGUGCUGUCCAAGAGUUUGAUGAAUGACCCCAUUAUGGAAAGAGAAAUUGUAACAAGGGCCAAAGACUACGUGAAGAAACAUCAUUCAUGGGAAAGUGAAAGAAAAGCCUAUCAGAAUCUUGUCCUAAGGCUCCAGUGAAUUGCAUGACUACAGUUGAUAGCCAGCAGUUUGUGUAGAGCACUUUAACGAUGGAUAUGUAAUUAGAUUUGGGUUUCUUUUGGUUUCUUUCUAGAAGAGAUAGUAAGACAUACAUUAUUAUUCUAUUCAAACAGACCAACAUCACAAGAGUUGCCUGCUACUUCAAACUAUCAAAUUUAUCUAAUUCAGCACACUGUCUCUAGUGUACCGAUUCAUCACAGACCGGUAUCAUUUUGUAAGAUCACACAGGAGAAAUACAGUCCUUGAGCAGACACAAAAUUUUUAUUUGUGAGGCCUCAAAGGGAGGAUGAUUUCUUGUACACGGUGGAGCACUCCACUACACAGAGCUUACAUCACAUGUUCUGAUCAUGUUGCAUCCUAACCAAACCACAGUAGCAGUUUUCUUUCCAAUUAUACCAAUCUGAAUGUAUUCUGAUACGUGACAUGCACAUAUAUGUUCAUAAAGCCAAGAUUAGUUAUAUAAACAGAAUAUAAAAUUAUUAAGAUAAAAUUUCAAGACUGAAAGUUCAACAUAUCUGUUGAUUGCUUAAUGAUCAGGGGGCCAAAAAGCAAAUGGAGUGUUGUUGCUUGGGGAAAGUGAGGAGUAUAGGGCAUGUCUUAUACUGCCAUCUAAGUACCUGAAUUGCUUUCAGAUAAGCUGAUAUGGCCAAGUAGUCCUAGGCCUGCAUUUUCUCUUGGGUCCUGAGACUAGAGCAGGAAGGUUGGCACAGCACCCGACAGCCGUACAUGGCUUCAGAUUCCAGAACUGCACAGUGCACCCACAUCAGCAAGACGUGCUUGCAGACAGAGGUGCUUUUUUACGUAAACUACCUCUUAGUUUACCAGUUUCUUUGGUACCUCUGUGAUUUACUUAUUUACUAAAAGAUUUAUGAGAGCUGUAAAAAGGGAUGAAGUGUGGGGGAGAAAAGGUAUUUUCAAUUUACUAUGUAUUUUGGUACUGCUCUUUCUUGUUUGUGGCUUUCAGGAUGUAUUGUAAUAUGCUGCAGCAGGCUGUUUUAAAGAAAGACUUAUCUGUGCUUGAAGUUCAUACUAAUCAUUCCUGCCAGCCCAGUGAUUAUGGACAUAUAUUUGAAUCCCUAAUUGGUCAUCAAAGGACUUAUAUUUACAGAAAAAAAAAAAAAAAAAAAAAAAAAAAAAAAAAGAGGGUCAUAUUUUUAACUACUUGUUAAUAAGAAACUCUGUUUGCUUUGUAUAGGCUUGAUCCUGCCCCCAGUGAGAACCAGUGAGAUGUUUUCUAUUGAUUUUAAUGGGUGUUGUGUCAGAGUUUUCUUUGUAAUAAUGAAGUUCACUCUAUUUUAAGCUUUCCUCUUUAUUUUUCAUGUUUUGCAACUAUUGGGACAAUAAAUAAGAAAGUAA
Molecule: messenger RNA, 2684 nt
Organism: Tyto alba (common barn owl)
Lineage: Eukaryota; Metazoa; Chordata; Aves; Strigiformes; Tytonidae
Gene: GLT1D1
Product: glycosyltransferase 1 domain containing 1
Exons: 13
Coding region: 249-1307 (352 amino acids)
Molecular function (GO): glycosyltransferase activity
Source: RefSeq, a predicted model, not a curated record